AUGGUAUGCAACAAAUGGAUUAAGGAAAUUAGCAAGUACAACAAGCAUAAGGUUACCAAUCACAAAGCUUUUGUUACGAGAUGUGCCAUACUGGUAGUCAAUGGUAUCAGCAUCUCUCUCCUUAUCACAAACAUUGUGAACAGUGUAGGAAUAAUAGCAGAUGUACUGAACACAAUUUUGCUGUCCCGACUCCUUCUCAAUCUGCGACAAGUACGUCUGAACCCAGAUGCAGACAUCUCUAGCUUGCCAAUUGUUUCGUCAUUUGGCUUCGCAUCCCAAGUGAUUGGUCCCCUUGGUCAACCUGUUGAUUAUCACUCGCCCGAAGUGGAUCUUACAGCUUCUCAAGAAGAUGCCGAAGAUGUGCAGCACUCACAAUCGACACAAGACAUGGGAGUAGAUGAGGAUGACCUGGAGCACUCGUUAUUUGUUUAA
Molecule: messenger RNA, 432 nt
Organism: Postia placenta MAD-698-R-SB12
Lineage: Eukaryota; Fungi; Basidiomycota; Agaricomycetes; Polyporales; Adustoporiaceae
Exons: 3
Coding region: 1-432 (143 amino acids)
Source: RefSeq, a predicted model, not a curated record